UCGUCGCCGUCGUCGUCAUCGUCGUCGCCGUCGUCGUCGUCGUCGUCGGCGACUGCAUCGGUGAUAGAAUUGAUAGGAUUGGUACGAACAAGGGCAACGACGGGAGCAACCACGGUGCUAGCGCCGAUCAGGACGGCGAUAACGUCCUUCUAGUCGAGGACAAGCCGAGCGACAAUUAGGCUCGAUCAGGCCUCGAGACCCGCGGUGCCGCUCCACGUCUACGCGCGUGUACGGCCGGACGCGGCCGCGCUACCUGUGCGCGCGCGCGUCCGCGCGCACUCCACUCGCUCGCUCGCGCGCGCGCUGGUGAUCGUCGUCGUCAGCGAGAGGGAAUCGCCGAGAGACGGGCGCAGUGGGAAGGAAGUCGCGCGCGAGAGAGAGGUUAGGUUUAUUACGGAAGAAAGAUAACAGCCGCGCGGAGGAGCCAUGGCCGACCACCUGGUGGACGGCCCUCCGCCGAAGCGGCCGAAGCUCGAUCCGUUCCAGGGGACAUCGGACUCGACGGUAGUGGGUAUGCCGCCUUUAUUGAUGCACCCUGCUUAUACGAACUACGGGGGAGGUGGAAGUAACUUACAACAAAUACAGGCCCCACCGCAACAGCUACAUCUACAACACCAUCAGCUGCAGCCGUGGAAUACCGUCCAAAAAAGAAAUUACAUAACAAACACAGAAAUGUUCGAUCUUGAAAAUGAUCUUCCUGAUGACUUGCUGUCGUCUGGAUCUUGGGGUUCCACGACCGAGAGCACCAAGCCGCCGGCGACUGGUCCUGGCCCAGGGCAGCAAAACGGUGCUCUCGAUUCAGAACUUCGACAACAUGUGCAACAGCAGCAGCAACAACUUUCCCAUCAUCUUAUUCAGCAGCAGGGUAACAAAAACUUGGUGGCGAAUUCCUUGGUAAUGGCUGCCGGAACGUUAGGCAACAAAAGUCCGAAUAUGCAGUCGCCACCGAACGUUUCCGUUUCUAAAGGAGGAAUAGACCCGCAAAUGGUCGUGAGCCUUGGUAAUCUACCAAGCAGUAUAGCCAGCUCAUUGGCAAAUAAUCAAAUGUCAAUCGCGAAUUCGAUGGGCGGAUUGCAAUCGUCCAUGAGCAUGGCCGGAAGUAACCCCGCAAUGUCGAUGCCAGGCGGCAUGAAUUCCGGUUUAGUGAUGACCAGUACCGCUAGCGGGAACAAUAUGGGAGGAAUGGCCGGCGGGAGCUUGAUAGUAACUAACAGUUUAAAUAAGCAACCUCUAAAUACAGUAACAAUGAUGGGCCCUAAUACUCAAGCGAUACAUCAUUCUACCGGGCCCCAUGGGGUCACAUCGAUGCAAAAUGGUCCCGGGAUGAUGAAUACAAGAGCUGUGGCGAUGCAGCAGCAACAGCAAGCGCAUAUGGUCGGUCCGACAAGAGGGCAGAGUCCUCACCAACAGGUGCAUCAAGUUGGCAUCGUUGGUCCCGGCCAGGGUGGGCCUAGGAUGCAGGCUCCUCCUAACAUGGCAAAUAUGCCAAAUAUGGGGCAAUUAGCAGCAUCCAAUCCAUACAGCUACGGUUCCCCAAGUGGUGGACCAGGAGCAGGAGUAACUGUAUGCGCCAAUAAUCCCGUAGGUAUCGUCAAGCCGCAGCAAAAGGGUGUAGGAACGAACAUGACUCCUAUGCAAGCAGCAGCCGCCGCCAGCAGAUUUACCAGUACUGCUGGUCCGAUUGGCGCUACGAAUGUCGUGGGCGGUCAAGAGGGUGGAACGGCACAACAGGCACAACCACCUGCGCCAAGUCCGGCUCAGCCUCAAUCAGGUGCGCCGACCGGAGGACAGCCGGGUCCACAACAAGCUACUCAAGGACAAAUAUCUGGUACCGGUGCUCCAACAGGUCCUGCAAAAUCAACGCCCGAUCCAGAAAAAUGUAGACUCAUACAGCAACAGUUGGUGUUACUUUUGCACGCUCAUAAAUGCCAACGACGCGAAAGCCAAGCAAACGGCGAAAUGAAACAAUGCACUUUACCAGAUUGUAAAACAAUGAAAAAUGUUUUAAAUCAUAUGACGAACUGUGCAGCGGGCAAAAAUUGUUCGGUGCCCCAUUGUAGCAUGUCCAGACAGAUCAUCAGCCAUUGGAAACAUUGUAAUCGGAGUGAUUGCCCGGUCUGUUUGCCGAUAAAGCAAGCCAAUAAGAACCGAAAUACUAAUUCUGCACAAGCACCAAUAGUCCAACCAAAUAAUCAGCCAAAUCCAAGUCCAACCGAGAUGAGAAGAGCUUAUGAUGCAUUAGGGAUUCAAUGUCCAGCAUCAACACCGGGACUCUUGCCUGGCCAAGGCGUUGGUAGAGGCGGUAGAAUGCCAGCUCCCAGCAUGUCGGGUCCUCCAGGGACACUGGGAAAUGUCAGAUUAACACAACCUCAGACACAGACUGUGCCGGGACAGUCCGUAGUCGGUGCUGGACAACAAGUAGUCGCUCCAAAUGUAUCUCUUCCUCUAAAUUCCGAUCCUAGCACGGUCGGGGUAGCUGGUAAUCAGACGGUACCGACGACCGGACCUACGUCUGCCGCGGCAGCAGCUGCUGCCAAUAUACAACAGUCCGUCAGCAUGCAAACGUUGUUUGGAUUAAAUGAAUCUGGGCAACCUGGUGUGAUAGGUGGAGAAAAUAGAUUAAAUCUGCAACUUCCAGGCGGUCUUCAACCCGGUCAAGUAACAGCGACACCGGUACAAGGAACGAAGGAGUGGCAUCUAUCUGUCACUCCAGAUCUCAGGAAUCAUUUGGUUCAUAAAUUGGUUCAAGCAAUAUUUCCGACACCUGAUCCGCAAGCUAUGUUGGAUAAAAGAAUGCACAACUUAGUCGCUUAUGCAAGAAAGGUGGAAGGUGACAUGUAUGAAAUGGCUAAUUCACGAUCGGAAUAUUAUCAUCUGUUGGCUGAGAAAAUCUACAAGAUUCAAAAAGAACUUGACGAAAAGCGACAAAAACGUAAGGAACAGCAACAACUCGCCCAACAGCAGCAGCAACAGCAACCUCAGCCGGCGGGUACCUCUGGUCCUGGGCUAAGGCCAUGUGCUCCUCCAAAUGUAGGAACUGUUCCGGGAGCUUCGAAACCUGUCGGAACAGUUCCACCUACUUUACGAAGCCACUCACCGAGCAUGGGUCAGCUUGGAACAAUAUCAACGAUGGCAAUGCAGCAACAUAACAGAAUGCAGUUCCCGCAGCAACAGCAGCAAGCUCAAACUCAACAACAACAGGCUCAGCAACAACAACAGCAAGUACAACAGCAAGUUCAACAGCAGAUACAGCAGCAGCAACAAGGGAUUUUGGUAGGCCCUCCUGGCCCUAGCCCAAAUGGACAAUCCACAUCCAAUGCCAAUAUGGUACCGAAUCCUGGACUCAGCCCGUUUGGACAGCCUCAAAUGUCCCAAGCUAACCUCACGACCACCACUGCGUCAAACAACGCAACGACUAGUCAAUUUCCGACAUCCAAUGGCACAGCUGCUGGUUUACCUAACAGUUCUCCUAUUCAGAAUCAGCAUCAGUUUCCCGAGCUCAUGAAAGUCAGAUUGGCGCAAGCACAAGCUCAGGCGGUACAGCAACAACAGCAGCAGAAUCAGCAGCCGCCGCAACCGACGAGUACUCCAAGUCAAGUUGGUACUCCGGCAACAUCGAUUCCACAAGCACCAUCACCGUUCAGUAGUAUGCAACAACCGAGCGCGCAACAACAGCAACAACAGUCGCAGCAACAAUCGAAUCAACAAUUCCCUACUCGGCCGUUAUCGGCUUCUACACCUAAUGAUAACGGUAUCAACACAUCAACUCCACAAACGAUACCAACACCUGCGACUAGCGGACCGAGCCCAACAGGUGGCGUAUCCGCGACAACUACGGGUACGACGAACGGACCUCAGUCGACCACCUCCACACCGAACACGCCACUUGUACCAUCGCUAAUGACACCAAAUCAAACUGUUUCGUCUGCGUCAAAUCAGACGCCGCCUCAUUCGGGCCCGACUCCAUCCCCAGCUGGACUCGCGAGUCUUGGUAAAGGUAUGACUUCCCAGGAGCGAGCAGCGUUGAACACCCCGCGCAGCACAUCCAUGUCCUCGCAAAUGGCUGCCAUUACGGCAGCGCUAGAUCGCGAUAAUUCACCCAGUCCACCAAUGAACAACAACAAGGGCAAGUUAGAUUCCAUCAAGGAAGAAAUAAAGAUGGAAAUUAAACAAGAACCCGAAGAGCCACAGACCCACAGGAUGGACGGAAAGAGUAUGAAUACCGAGAUUAAUAUUAAAACCGAGCCGAAAACCGAACCAAUGGAGGAAUGCUCAAAUGAAGCGACCGUUAAGGAGGAGCCCUCCAUUAAGGAGGAGAGCAUGACUCCUGUAUCUGGUCAAGAUGCGACCGCUUCCGACAUCAAACCUGUAGUGCCGGAACCAAUUCAAUCGAGUGGCACGUCCACCGAUAAGAAGAAAUGUCUAUUUAAGCCUGAAGACCUGCGACAGGCAUUGAUGCCUACAUUGGAGAGGCUUUAUCGACAAGAUCCGGAAUCCAUGCCUUUUCGACAGCCUGUGGAUCCGCAAGCUCUGGGUAUACCUGAUUACCCGACUAUCGUGAAAAAGCCGAUGGAUCUAUCGACGAUCAAGAAGAAACUCGAUACGGAAAAGUAUAGCGAUCCGUGGGAGUAUGUCGAUGAUGUAUGGAUGAUGUUUGACAAUGCUUGGUUAUAUAACCGCAAGACUUCCCGUGUCUAUAGAUAUUGCACCAAGCUCUCGGAAGUGUUCGAACAGGAGAUAGAUCCCGUGAUGCAGGCAUUAGGUUAUUGCUGCGGCAGGAAGUACACGUUCAACCCACAGGUGCUCUGUUGCUACGGCAAGCAGCUCUGCACGAUACCUAGGGAUGCAAAGUAUUAUUCGUAUCAGAAUAGUGGUCUAAAGGGAAUUGGUCUUCUUUCCGACAGAUACACCUUCUGUCAGAAAUGUUUCAACGACAUUCCUGGUGACACAGUGACAUUGGGAGAUGACCCAACGCAACCUCAAACUGCCAUCAAGAAGGAACAGUUUCAAGAGAUGAAGAAUGAUCAUUUAGAAUUGGAACCUUUUGUAACCUGCACGGACUGUGGUAGGAGAGUACAUCAAAUUUGUGUACUCCAUAUGGAAACAAUCUGGCCAUUGGGAUUUACCUGUGAUAAUUGCUUAAAAAAGAAGGGACAGAAACGCAAAGAGAAUAAGUUCAACGCCAAACGAUUGCCCGUAACGAAACUCGGCACGUAUAUCGAAACGCGCGUGAACAAUUUCCUAAAGAAAAAGGAAGCGGGCGCCGGUGAGGUCGCGAUCAGAGUGGUCGCUUCCAGCGACAAGGUGGUUGAAGUCAAGCCUGGUAUGCGAAGUAGAUUUGUAGAGAAUGGCGACAUGCCUGGUGAAUUUCCUUACCGCGCGAAGGCGCUGUUCGCGUUCGAGGAGGUCGACGGCACGGAUGUCUUUUUCGGUAUGCACGUGCAGGAAUACGGGAGCGAAUGUACGGCGCCGAAUACCAGACGAGUUUACAUCGCAUAUCUGGACUCUGUCCAUUUCUUCCGGCCUAGACAAUUUCGAACGGCUGUGUACCACGAGAUUCUUCUCGGAUACCUCGACUACGCGAAGCAGCUUGGAUACACUAUGGCUCAUAUUUGGGCUUGUCCGCCUUCCGAAGGGGACGAUUAUAUCUUCCACUGCCAUCCCGCAGAACAAAAAAUACCAAAGCCUAAGAGAUUGCAGGAGUGGUACAAGAAAAUGUUGGAUAAGGGAAUGGUCGAGAGAAUCGUGCUCGACUACAAGGACAUUUUAAAACAAGCUAUGGAAGACAGGCUUUCAUCCGCGGCGGACUUACCAUAUUUUGAGGGUGAUUUCUGGCCAAACGUAUUGGAAGAAAGUAUUAAAGAAUUAGAUCAAGAAGAGGAAGAGAAGCGCAAACAAGCUGAAGCAGCGGAGGCCGCCGCUGCUGCGGCAAACGCGAUAUUUUCAUUGUCCGAAGACGCGGAAACUCCAGACGGCAAGAAAAAGGGCCAAAAGAAGGCGAAAAAAUCCAACAAAUCUAAAGCGAAUCAAAGAAAAAAUAGCAAGAAAUCGAAUACUCCUCAGACCGGCAAUGACCUUUCUGCGAAAAUCUUUGCCACCAUGGAAAAGCACAAAGAGGUGUUCUUCGUCAUUAGGUUGCACAGCGCUCAAAGUGCAGCCAGUUUAGCACCUAUUCAAGAUCCUGAUCCUGUUAUCAAUUGUGAUCUAAUGGACGGCCGUGACGCCUUUCUCACGAUGGCGAGGGAGAGGCAUUACGAAUUUUCAUCGCUCAGAAGAGCGAAGUUCAGUUCCAUGUCCAUGUUGUACGAGUUACAUAAUCAAGGCCAGGACAAAUUUGUUUACACUUGUAAUAACUGCAAAAGUCAUGUGGAAACCAGAUACCAUUGUACAGUUUGUGACGAUUUUGAUUUAUGCGUGAGUUGUAAAGAUAAAGAUGGCCAUCCGCAUCCAAUGGAGAAACUUGGCUUCGAUCUGGAUGAUGGCUCAUCUCCGGCCGAUGCAAAACAGACAAAUCCACAAGAGGCCCGAAAACUAUCGAUACAGAGAUGCAUUCAGUCAUUGGUACAUGCCUGCCAGUGCAGAGACGCCAAUUGCCGUUUGCCGAGUUGUCAGAAGAUGAAACGAGUAGUGAUGCACACGAAGAAUUGCAAGAGAAAGACAAAUGGCGGUUGUCCUAUAUGUAAACAGUUGAUUGCAUUAUGCUGUUAUCAUGCGAAACACUGCCAAGAGACCAAAUGUCUCGUUCCGUUCUGUUCCAACAUCAAGCACAAGAUAAAGCAGCAACAGUUGCAGCAACGAUUACAGCAAGCGCAAUUGCUUAGGAGGCGAAUGGCUGUGAUGAAUACGAGGCCAACCGGACCUGUAGCUGCAAUGCAGGCCGGACAGCAGACCUCGAAUGUUGCCAUGACGACUGGAGUCGCCAUGAAGCCCGGCGUCAGCACGUCGAAUCUACCGUCACCACAUCAACCAGGUAUCGGAUUAAAGCCUGGUACGCAGACACCUCCCGCUCAUGUUCUACAGGUGGUGAAGCAGGUACAGGAAGAAGCAGCGAGACAGCAAGCACCGCACGUCAGUUAUGGUAAGGUGACACCGGGUGCUGGAGUAGGUGUAGGUGUCGGUGUAGGUGGUCAAACAGGUGGAGUGAUGCCGCCACCGCAGAUGCAGCGGUCGUUACCAGUUCAGAUGCCGAAUCCUAGCGGCACGCAUCUCAUCCCAAUGGAUCAAUGGACGCCAAGUAGGUACCAACCGAACACAGUGAUGCAACAAAAUCCCAACUUGGCACGGCAGCAGACGCCACAGCAGCUAAUGCAGCAACAGCAGCAACAACAUCAGGCUCAAUCGGGGAUGGGAAUGAGUGCACAAAUGCCACGACAACCGGGCGUGAUUGGACCGGUCGGACAGGUCGGGCAACAGACAACCAAUAUGCAGAAGCACGCUCUUCAUCAGCUGAUGCAGACUCUCAGAAGUCCACACACGCCCGAUCAGCAGAAUCAAAUACUCCAUAUACUCAAGAGCAAUCCGCCGUUGAUGGCCGCCUUUAUCAAGCAACGAGCGAUUGUUCAUCAGCAACAACCUGGUCAGCAUGGCGGGGGAGUGGGCGGUCCGUUGGGUACUAAUCAACCCCAACAGCAGCAGCCUGGUCUGCAGCAUAUGAUGUCCCAACAGCAGCAGCCACAGCAGCAGCAACCGCAACAACAGCCGCAGCAGCAGCAGCAACAACAGGGUAGGUUGCAGAUACAGAUGCUGACACAACAAGCGCAACAACAACAGCCGGUGCAGCAGCAGCAGCAGUCGCAAUGGUACAAGCAGCAGAUGCUGGUGAUGCAACAGAGACAGCAGCAGGUGGCUCAACAGCAGCAGCAGCAGCAACAGCAGCAGCAGCAACAGCAGCAGCAGCAGCAACAGCAGCAGCAGCAGCAGCAGCAGCAGCAGCCGUUUACGCAACCACCAGCACCGCCGUAUGGUCAGCAACGGCCUAUACGGCCGUCUCUUCUUGGUAAUUACAUGAUCCAUCGUAAUUACUUUGAAAGCAGUCAGGGUUUAGUACGCAGCGUGUUUUCUCGACACCAACGCUUGCCCAACUCCCUAGGUUACGGCGGAUUCAACGAACAGGGCUACGGUCAGCCAGGUCUGAAACCUACUCCGCCGCCCGUGCCCUCGCCGCAAGGCGUCAUGGGUCCGCCGGGGAUCUCCGUACAGCAACAGCUUAUGCAGUCAGUUCGUUCGCCACCGCCCAUCCGAUCUCCACAGCCCAACCCUUCGCCACGACCUGUCCCUUCUCCUCGUAAUCAACCGGUACCGUCGCCGCGGUCGGGCCCGGUGCCGUCACCACAUCAUCAUCCGCCUCACGGCACACCGACGCAUUCGCCGGCCCACGAACUCGGCGGUCCUAGCGAGAUGAUGCUCUCGCAGUUAAGUGGCGGUCCAGGUGCACCAACCGGCCAUCCCGCCGCGAUGCCUCAUCAUCCCUCGCCGGCGCCGGCGCCCACGAAUGGCGGCGCAGACGCCAACGAGGUGACGCCGAUGACGCCGCAGGACCAACUCUCCAAGUUCGUCGAGGGGUUGUAGUGACUGUUACGGACGAUCACGUCGGUCGAUGGUUAUGUAAGUGUUUCCCUUAACGGAGACGACAACGGCGGCGCUUGGACGGCUGCGACCGUCUGCACCGCGUGAUUAUAAAUAAUACGAAGCGUUCGAGGAAUUAUGAUAAUUCUAGAUAAUUAAAACUCUUAAAACUCGCGUGCAUGCGCGUGCAGAUGGAGACUGAAAUAGGAAGCCUGACGCGCGUUCCAUUGAGUUCCAUUGAGCGCUAGAGCCUGACGUGCCUGAGGAUUUGGACUCCCUCAGGGUCGGAGGACGAUUCCCGAUCUCUCGCGAUCCUCGACGUCGCGACCGAAAUGCUCGGUUCGCGCGCGCGUAUUUUCCCUUUCGAUUUUCUUACGUGAUACGUCGAAAGGAAAGAGCGAAAGAUAAUGUGACGUUGGUGCUUUUCAAUGCUACUUGACCUGACUCAGAUAGACUCAAAAUUGUUUUCAUCCUUGAUCGAGAAAGAGAGAGAGAAAAAAAAGAAAAGAAAGUCGCUAGAAGGAGGAGGUACGAAAAAACUAAAAGCGAAACUAUCGAAAGACUAUUACGUAUUCCCCCUCGUAUCCUCCAGAGCCCCCUCGACUCUACCACUUUUCCUCGCUGCUACUCGUGCAGGGUGAGUGAAAUCGUACAAAUAUAUAUAUAUAUACAUAUAUGUAUGUUGUGUAUACUUAACGUUAAUUAAUAAUAGUUCAAAUACUAUUAGCUCAUAAUUAGUAUCGUAAAUGUACGCAAUUAUAUACCAAUUAUUAAUAUUAACGUAACGAGAAAUACAAAGUAUAUGAUAAAGAAGACUUGUAUGAAAGAAAUGAUAAUAUAGAUAGGCAGAAUCCAGUAGAGUGUUGUAUGUACGGGAAAGAAAGAUAAUCUAGAUCGUAUGUUAAGUAAUAUAUCCCUUUAAGAGAGGAGAAAAUUUGUUAUUAAGAGGAUAAUCCCCCUAGGCGCCACACCGAAGGUUGUAUCUCAAUGCCAUGAGAAACUUGAUGGAUUUUUCGCGACUAACUUCUCACAUUUUCGAGUGCUGGGUGAAUUUUAAACGAUGGCGAUACCCUCGACGAGGGAUACUCGUCCCGGCGUGUCCCGCCGAGAGUAUCGCUCAUGACGAGCUAAGCGUUGUCGUAACCAAAAAA
Molecule: messenger RNA, 9716 nt
Organism: Pogonomyrmex barbatus (red harvester ant)
Lineage: Eukaryota; Metazoa; Arthropoda; Insecta; Hymenoptera; Formicidae
Product: CREB-binding protein
Biological process (GO): positive regulation of transcription by RNA polymerase II
Cellular component (GO): nucleus; transcription regulator complex; histone acetyltransferase complex
Molecular function (GO): histone acetyltransferase activity; protein binding; chromatin DNA binding
Source: RefSeq, a predicted model, not a curated record